This is a messenger RNA of Cajanus cajan (pigeon pea), 1551 nucleotides long. RefSeq names its product Low PSII Accumulation 3 (gene LPA3). NCBI's taxonomy places the organism in Eukaryota, Viridiplantae, Streptophyta, Magnoliopsida, Fabales, Fabaceae. The record is from RefSeq and is a predicted model, not a curated record.
GUCAUCACUGAUCCUAUCCAUCACAGUGAAGAGUUGGCGUAGUUAGUUAGGCGGUGGCAGAGAAGAGAGGAGAAGAGAAGAGAAACACGAUGGCCAUUUCAUCUCCAUCUUCAUCUUUGAACCUCACUUUCCUUCGCCCUCGCUCGCUUCAACCUCUUUCUUUCACUUCCUCUGUUUUCGCUCAGCCUCUCAGAAGCCUCCCCCUCACUCUCAGAGUCGCUACCAAAAUCCAGAGCGUUGGAAGCGGAAGAGAAGGCGCCGAUCCUAAGGCCGGUGUUUCCCUUUAUAAACCUAAAUCCUACGAAGUUCUCGUCACCGACGCUGCCAAUUCACUCGCCUAUGCUCUUCAAGACGGAAACCUUCGUCUCGAAAUCGAUUUUCCGCCUUUACCCAGCAACAUAUCUUCUUAUAAGGGAUCUUCAGAUGAGUUCAUUGAUGCCAACAUUCAACUUGCCUUGGCUGUUGUAAGAAAGCUCAAGGAGAAAAAGGAAACCAGAGCUUGCAUAGUAUUCCCUGAUAAACCAGAAAAGCGCCGAGCCUCUCAAUUGUUCAAAGCAGCUCUAGAUUCAAUUGAUGGCAUUACCAUAGGUUCUUUGGAUGAUGUCCCUGCUGGACCUAUGACUUCAUUUUUCAGAUCUGUCAGGAACACCCUUGAUUUUGACUUUGAAGAUGACAAUGAAGGUCGUUGGCAGUCUAGUGAGCCUCCAUCACUCUACAUAUUCGUUAACUGCAGUACACGUGAACUUGCAUAUAUAGAGAAGUAUGUGGAAAAAUUUGCUACAUCAACACCAACACUUCUAUUUAAUCUUGAACUAGACACACUGCGUGCUGAUUUAGGCCUUCCGGGCUUCCCAGCCAAGGAUUUGCACUACCGCUUUCUUUCUCUGUUCACUCCAGUGUUCUACAUCCGAAUCAGAGAGUAUUCGAAGACAGUUGCAAUAGCACCUUAUAUUGUCAAUUACAGUGGAGCUGUGUUCCGCCAGUACCCAGGUCCUUGGCAGGUGAUGCUUAAACAAGCAGAUGGUUCUUAUGCUUGCAUAGCAGAAAGUGCAACCCGCUUCAGCCUUGGUGAGGCUAAAGAGGAAUUGUUGAGGGUCUUGGGACUUAAAGAAGAAGAGGGAAGUUCUCUAGAAUUUCUUCGAAGAGGCUACAAGACAAGCACGUGGUGGGAAGAAGAUUUUGAUUCAGAAGCAUCUUCUGCAUGGCGGAGUUGAGUAGUACACUGUUAGAAGAGACUGUGUUUUGUUGCACCCGCAUGUAGUUUGAACCGGAUGUUACACAUGGCAAAGAAACGUGAGGACUUCGCAAGCUCCAUCGUGGGCAUCCACGUCCAUGUCAAUAGUUAGUGUGUACUAAAGUUUGAGAUAAUGCGUAUCCCUGAGAGGAGAGGGCCAUGCAACUAUUUUGUGAAAUCUAGCUGUAUUCCUCGACUAUGCAAUCUGUAUUGUGUCUGAUUUACCCGUUGCAUCACAUGAAUCACAUUAUCGUAUUUUAUUUGAUGACUUAAGCUUUGUCUUGGGUUAUACCGAAUAUGAUUCGUGGUUGUGAGAA